This is a messenger RNA of Carassius carassius (crucian carp), 1944 nucleotides long. It is a transcript of the gene cers6, whose product is annotated as ceramide synthase 6. Gene Ontology annotation, cellular component: membrane. Bases 197 to 1363 code for a protein of 388 amino acids. Gene Ontology annotation, biological process: ceramide biosynthetic process. Lineage: Eukaryota; Metazoa; Chordata; Actinopteri; Cypriniformes; Cyprinidae. The record is from RefSeq and is a predicted model, not a curated record. The transcript has 11 exons. Gene Ontology annotation, molecular function: sphingosine N-acyltransferase activity; DNA binding.
GGGUCGCGUCGGACACGUUCUACUUCCCUACAUUGGAGAAAAAGGGGACUCUCAACCCGAACGGGCGGUGCAAGACCCGAUUCCAUCAUCACCAACAUCAUCAUCCUCAUCAUCAUCAUCACACUGGACCUGCAAAGAUCAGCCGUGAGAGAGCGUCGGCCAUUGACUGCACAUCAAGACUUCAGAUCCGCUAGAGAUGGCAGGGAUCCUGGCGUGGUUCUGGAACGAGAGGUUCUGGCUCCCGCACAACGUCACCUGGGCUGACCUGAAAAACACAGACGAGUCCACCUUUCCACAAGCCGAGGAUCUGUACCUGGCGUGUCCUUUAGCAUUCUGCAUGUUUAUGAUCCGACUGGUCUUUGAGAGGUUCAUUGCGAGGCCAUGUGCACUAGGUCUGAAGAUCCAAGCCAACGGGCCGCUGAAGGCUCAGCCCAACGCCAUUCUGGAGAAAGUCUUCACUGCCAUCACCAAGCACCCUGAUGAGAAGAGGUUAGAGGGUCUGUCCAAGCAGCUGGACUGGGACGUGAGGACCAUCCAACGCUGGUUCAGACAACGACGCAACCAGGAGAAACCCAGCACACUGGCACGCUUCUGCGAGAGCAUGUGGAGGUUCACCUUUUACCUGUACAUAUUUACUUACGGUGUGCGCUUCCUGAAGAAGAGCCCGUGGCUGUGGGACACCCGAGAGUGCUGGUACAACUACCCCUAUCAGCCGUUAACCGUGGAUUUGCAUUACUACUACGUACUGGAGCUGUCCUUCUAUCUGUCGCUGCUCUUCUCGCAAUUCACAGACAUCAGAAGAAAGGACUUUCUCCUGAUGUUCCUGCAUCAUGUGGCCACCAUCUCUCUGAUCACCUUCUCAUAUGUGAAUAACAUGGCUCGUGUGGGAACGCUGGUCAUGUGUCUGCAUGAUGCUGCCGACGUCCUGCUGGAGGCUGCUAAAAUGGCCAACUAUGUCAAAUGCCAGAGACUCUGCAGCGUCCUGUUCGUCAUGUUUGCCCUGGUGUUCAUCAGCUCCAGGCUGGGAGUGUAUCCUGUAUGGAUUUUAAACACCACUGUGUUUGAGAGCUGGGAUAUCGUCGGGCCGUACCCUUCGUGGUGGGUGUUUAACGUGCUGCUCGUCCUGCUGCAGGCCCUUCACACCUUCUGGUCGUACCUCAUAGUGCGCAUCGCCUGCAGGGCCAUCUCCAGAGGAAAGGCGGGAAAAUGGAAUCCUUUACAUGUGUCAAAGGAUGACCGCAGUGACAUUGAGUCCAGCUCUGAUGAAGACGAGGUUCUUCCUCGCUGUCAGAAACAUCACACUAAUGGGACCAACGGCACCAACGGGUACCUGUCCCAGUCCCCGUGCCCAGACGAACACUAACCGUCCACCCAGCAUGGAGGACGUUUCCCUGGUUCCCAGCUGCGUCACUCUCCGUUGUGUCAAAUCAUAUAUGAACAUUACCGGUCCCGUACUGGAACUUCUCAAUAAUGUGAAUGCGGUUCUGUUUCGUUUGUUUGCUUUUCACCAUUUCCUCUCCAGAUGUUUUGUGCUCCAUUCGUUGGCCUUUGUUUUUGUGGUUGUUUAUCCUGCGACAUUCGUUAUCGAAGCACCUUUUAGAUUCAGUGCGGUUCACACUUUACUUUCAAGCGGGUGAAUGCAAGCACCGUUCUUUCUUUCAUAAUCACGUGAGCAUGCUGCUGCGGUCAUGUAUUCUGGCAUCAUGGGAACAGUAGGUUUCUUGGAUUAGUGUUAUUGUGUAUAUAUAUUUUUUUUGUAACUUUAAUUCAUGUGCUUUUUUUAUUUAAUAUGUUCCCCUUUUCCACGACAAGACGUCGGUGCUGGAGCUAGUGCCCAGUCUAGAACCGCUCUGGAUGCAAUUUCUUAUAUACCAACAUAGUUCAGUGAUUUUGGUAUUUCCUGAAUCCACAGUUCCAAUAAACAUUUGCAAAAAUCAUCACAAA